AUGGCGUCUCUUCUGCAGCCGGAUAGAGUCGUCUAUCUGGUCCGUGGAGAGAAGAGGAUCAGAGCUCCUCUAUCUCAGCUCUACUUCUGUCGCUACUGCAGUGAGCUGCGGUCUCUGGAGUGUGUGUCUCACGAGGUGGACUCCCACUAUUGUCCAAGCUGUCUUGAGAACAUGCCAUCUGCAGAGGCUAAACUUAAAAAGAACAGGUGUGCGAAUUGUUUCGACUGCCCAUGUUGCAUGCACACACUGUCUACUCGAGCCACCAACAUCCCAGCCCCUCUGCCUGAUGAUCCUACCAAGACGGCCAUGAAGAAGGCCUACUACCUGGCCUGUGGCUUCUGUCGCUGGACCUCCAGAGACGUGGGAAUGGCUGACAAAUCAGUUGCCAGCGGUGGAUGGCAGGAGCCAGAGAACCCUCAUACUCAGCGGAUCAACAAGCUGAUCGAGUAUUACCAGCAGCUGGCCCACAGAGAGAAGCAGGACAGAGACAGGAAGAAGCUGGCCCGGAGACGACAGUGCAUGCCUCUGGCAUUCUCGCAACACACUAUUCAUGUGGUGGAAAAAUAUGGCCUUGGAACCAGACUGCAGCGGCAGAGGCCUGGAGCUCCCAUAUCAAGCCUGUCUGGCCUAUCCCUUAAAGAGGGCGAGGACCAGAAAGAGAUCUCCAUCGAACCUGCCCAGGCCCUUGAUGAAGUGGAACCUCUGCCUGAAGAUUGUUAUACCAGGCCCAUCAGCUUACCGGAGGUGACCACGCUGCGCCAGCGGCUUCUGCAGCCUGACUUCCAGCCUGCGGGGGCGUCUCAGCUCCACCCCAGACACAAACACCUCCUGAUGAAGCGCUCACUGCGCUGCAGGAAAUGUGAGCACAACUUGAGCAAGCCAGAGUUUAAUCCUACUUCAAUCAAGUUUAAAAUUCAGCUGGUGGCUGUGAGUUACAUCCCUGAAGUGAGAAUUAUGUCCAUUCCAAAUCUCCGGACCAUGAAGGAGAGCCAAGUGCUGCUGACCCUGACCAACCCAGUGGAGAACAUCACCCACGUCACAUUGACUGCCUGUGAGGACGAGGAUCCCGAUGACAUCAACAGCACAGCUAAGGUUAUGGUUCCCAGCAAAGAACUGGUCUUGGCAGGAAAGGAUGCUGCUGCUGAGUACGAUGAACUGGCUGAACCUCAGGACUUCCAGGAUGACCCAGAUGUUGUUGCCUUCAGGAAAUCCAACAAGAUUGGUUUCUUCAUCAAAGUGAUCCCUCAGAAAGAAGAGGAUGAGGACGUCACCGUUUCUUUCAAGAUCCGACACGACUUCCGUAACCUCGCGGCUCCCGUCAGGCAGAGCGAGGAGGGAGCCGAGACCGCCACCGAGGCCAUUUGGCUCACGCACCACGUAGAGCUGAGGCUGGGGCCGCUCGCUCCCUGAACAUGAAUACUCUGUUUGCUGUCAAACAGUCCUAGUGUUGGGUUCUUUGAACUAAUUUCUGUAAACUGUGGGAUGAAUUUAAUUUAAAAAAAAAAAUGAUUUCUGAUUCUGCUUAUUGAUAUGUAAGAACUAUUUGAUCUGCUUAACGUACAGUUGUUUCAGAGUUUUAGCUUAAGUUGCAUCACCAGAUACAUUGUAGGAACGUACAGGGAUUGCAUGAUAGCAGUUUAUAAAACUACAUGAAACCAUGACUGAUAAGUGCAUCAAGUUUAACUUGACAUAUUUUUAAACUUAAAACUUAAGUUUACUGAUUUGUUGUUUGUUUAGUUUACCAAAAACAUGACGAUAUACUGUAUUGCAUUAUCAUUCUCCACAGCUUAAACACUAUACAAUCUGUCAGUAAAAUGCACUUUUAGUGUGAGGUUACUUAUAGGAAACAGAACCUUAUAUAUACAUAUAAUUACUAUUUCCAUCAAUAAAAGUCUUGUUUUGUUUAUUGGUUUGUUUCUUUGUGCUACAUACAGUAUUUUCUGAAAUGGCAAAGCAACUACAAAGAAUGUUUUGUCUUAUUGUGGAUUUUUUUUGUGUGGAUUAUUGAUCUUUGGUGUAUGUAGAAAAUAGCAGUUUAUGUUGUUGAGAUGAGUGUUUAUACGUUUAUAUAACAACAUCAAGGUUAUAAAUGAGCAGAAUCAGAAAUCAUAAUUGAGAACAAUCCGAACAAUUGCCAACUGUGCAGCCCACUCCUCUGCGCUUUCAGCUUAUGUAUCCUCUUCGUCAACAUCCUGCAGACGGUAAUAUCGUAUUAACUCGCAUGCUUCAACUAUAGUCAAUAUCGCACACGUUAGACAAUGUCAUCACAGUUACUGAUCCUGUACUGUUUUGUUAUCAGAAAGGUUCUUCUUGGGUUUGAGGGUGAUACCUGCCCAUCAUUUUUGUUAUUGUCUGAAGUAAAACCUUCACUGGCACUCUGGAGAGGAUGUAUAAGAAGCUCUGUAAAUUACAUGAAGUACAAAGUGUUCAUUAUUUAAAUGUACUGAGACACUAUCAUUUUUUUUUCUGAUUUAAAAAAAAUGUAGAACUCACUGACCUCUCUGCCAGUGCAUAUCGUGAGCUGCUGUCAUUUUUGGUCUCAAGUGUGUUAGUAAAACAGAGCCUUAAAACACAGUUAAUCUUCUGUACCGGCUAAUAAAAUGACGUGAUACUGUAAAA
This is a messenger RNA of Sebastes umbrosus (honeycomb rockfish), 2619 nucleotides long. RefSeq names its product dynactin 4 (gene dctn4). The transcript is spliced from 14 exons. NCBI's taxonomy places the organism in Eukaryota, Metazoa, Chordata, Actinopteri, Perciformes, Sebastidae. Gene Ontology annotation, cellular component: dynactin complex. The coding region runs from base 1 to 1410 and encodes 469 amino acids. The record is from RefSeq and is a predicted model, not a curated record.